Messenger RNA from Debaryomyces tyrocola, 777 nucleotides. Lineage: Eukaryota; Fungi; Ascomycota; Pichiomycetes; Serinales; Debaryomycetaceae. The record is from the annotation of a GenBank genome assembly.
AUGGGUAUUAAAGAUAAGUUAAAGAGAACAUCGAGAAUUUUUAUCAACGAUUCUUACGCCAGAGAUGAUUCCAAGAACGUCACUGGCCAUGAAACAACAGCCACAGGUGCAGGGGAACCAGAAGUCAAGAAGACCGAAGAGCCAUUAGAAACUGGUGCUACCGAACAAGAAGGCGUUAUCGGUGAAGGUAACGAGCCAGUUUCUCAAGAAGCCAUCGCACAAACCGAUGCCUCCGAGGGUCAAUUACCUACCCAAGACGUUUCGGCCGUCCCAGACACUGAACUUGCCAAUGCUACCGAAGCAGCUCCAGCUACUGAAACAGUUAACCAAGCCGAAGCAGUUAACCAAGCCGAAGCAGUUCCAGAACCUGCAUUCGCAGAAAGUGAAGCAAACCCAGAACCUGUAGUUGCAGGAUCUGAAGCAGUUCCAGAAACUGCAGUUCAAGAAACUAACCCACAAACUGAAGCUGCUCCACAAGCAGCUGAGCCAGUACCAGAAGCCGCACCAGCUGUGUCAGCUGGUGAAGAGAAAAUCACCGCAGACUCUCCAGUAGGACUCCAAGAAGCCGUCAACGACGACGCAGGCCUCACAGGUGCCGAAGGUGCUGAAGGUGCGGAAGGUGCUAAAGACACCACCAGACCAGACUUGGCCUCGCAGGGCGAAACCGCCAAAGCCGAUGUCCAAAAGGCCUCCAAGAAUGUGAACAGCGAAGUGAAGAAAGAUGCUUUCUUCAAGAGAUUUUUGGGAAAAUUCAAGAAGUCUUCUGCCGCAAAAUAA